UCAGCAUGUUCAAAGCUGUCAUCCUGAUCGGUGGACCACAAAAAGGCACCCGAUUUCGACCACUGUCCUUUGAAGUUCCAAAACCACUGUUUCCAGUGGCAGGAGUACCCAUGCUUCAGCAUCAUAUAGAAGCCUGUGCAAAGGUCCCCAACAUGAAGGAGAUCUUAUUGGUGGGAUUUUACCAACCCAAUGAAGAGCUCAACAGAUUCUUAACAAGUGUACAACAAGAGUUUAAAAUCUCAGUCAGAUAUCUGCAGGAGUAUGCUGCCCUGGGCACUGGAGGAGGCAUCUAUCACUUCAGAGACCAGAUUCUCUCUGGGGGUCCGGAGGCUUUCUUUGUCAUGAACGCUGAUGUGUGCUCAGAAUUCCCACUGCCUGAGAUACUACACUUCCAGAAGGAACAUGGAGACACGCAUAACUUUGUCAUUCUUGCAACAACUGCCAACAGAAAGCAGUCCUUAAACUACGGCUGCAUUGUGGAAAAUGAGCAAACCAAUGAGGUUUUACAUUAUGUAGAGAAGCCCAGUACAUUUGUCAGUGACAUAAUAAAUUGUGGAAUAUACCUGUUUACACCUGAUAUAUUCCAGCACAUCGGGGCUGUCUUCCAGAAGAACCAGCAGGACAUGUUGUUAGAAGAGCAGUCCAAUGGCUGGCAUCGGGCAGAGGUGAUCCGGUUAGAACAGGACAUCUUCACUGCACUGGCUGGUCAAGGCAAACUCUAUGUCUACAAAACCCACCAUUUCUGGAGCCAGAUCAAAUCUGCAGGAUCUGCAAUAUAUGCAAGUCGACUGUACCUUAAUCAGUACCAUAAGACCCACCCUGAGAGACUGGCCACAAAUAACAGCCACGGGCCAAAAAUAAGUGGAAAUGUUUAUAUUCAUCCAACUGCUAACAUUGAUCCAACUGCUGUGUUGGGUCCAAAUGUAUCCAUAGGUACAGGAGUGAGCAUUGGGGCAGGAGUACGCGUGAGAGAAUCUAUCAUCCUUCAUGGUGCUGUAUUACAGGAUCACAGUUGUGUCCUGAAUAGUAUCGUAGGUUGGGACAGCACCAUCGGCAAGUGGGCCAGAGUGGAGGGGACCCCCAGUGACCCCAAUCCCAAUGAUCCUUAUGCCAAAAUAGACAGUGAAACACUUUUCCGAGAUGGGAAGCUGACCCCAUCUAUCACCAUUUUAGGUUGCAAUGUGAAUAUACCUGCUGAAGUCAUCAUUCUCAACUCAAUUGUGCUUCCACACAAAGACCUCAACAGAAGUUUCAAAAACCAGAUCAUUCUUUAGUACAUUUUUCAUGCUUUAGUAUGAAUUUGGCACCAGGUGAAAGAAAUUAAUACUCCAGUCAUUUUCAAACACAACAGAAAAAUGUCAGCCUACUUCAUAGAUGUUAAUGGUUACCAUGUAUUUCAAGUAUUUUUGGAUUGCACUUUAGUUUACCUCCUAGCAUCACCUGCCUUUACGCACCUGGGGUUUAUGAUGGUGAAUGGUGUCUGGUACUUAAAUAUUUCUGCGGGCUUUACAGUGAAAUUAAGUUACGGACUCUCUGUUGUUAAAUUAUUACACUGAA
This is a messenger RNA of Chanos chanos (milkfish), 1557 nucleotides long. It is a transcript of the gene gmppaa, whose product is annotated as GDP-mannose pyrophosphorylase Aa. Gene Ontology annotation, biological process: biosynthetic process. Bases 6 to 1274 code for a protein of 422 amino acids. The transcript is spliced from 12 exons. Gene Ontology annotation, molecular function: transferase activity. Lineage: Eukaryota; Metazoa; Chordata; Actinopteri; Gonorynchiformes; Chanidae. The record is from RefSeq and is a predicted model, not a curated record.